Molecule: messenger RNA, 2700 nt
Organism: Aspergillus campestris IBT 28561
Lineage: Eukaryota; Fungi; Ascomycota; Eurotiomycetes; Eurotiales; Aspergillaceae
Product: VPS9 domain protein
Exons: 2
Coding region: 256-2460 (734 amino acids)
Biological process (GO): vesicle-mediated transport
Cellular component (GO): endocytic vesicle; cytosol
Molecular function (GO): guanyl-nucleotide exchange factor activity; small GTPase binding
Source: RefSeq, a predicted model, not a curated record
UUAUGAUAUCUUAUAUUCGCCAACUCUCGUUGUUAGCGUUACCUCGAACGAUGCUCACUCUCAUUCCCUAGCCCACCCCCGGUCUCUCUUUUACUCUGCCAUAGUCCAACGUGGCUCCUCCGGCGCAGUGGGGCUCUCCUGACCGUCACGCCGUGAUCUGCACGCACCGAUCAGCUGAACUUCCGUGGCGGGACACUAAGUCCGACUUAGGCGUUAAGUCCCAUACAGACAGCAGACCCUCUCUCUCGCAGCGCCAUGUCGUUGAAUGGGUCUGGCAAUGCGCCGCCACACCCGCGUCUACACUCCACUCGCUCCUUUCCCAGGAUGGAUGAUGGUUCAGACGUCAGCCCGCUCUCUCGGGUGAGGGCCAAGACGGUCCAGUCGAUGGCGGUCCCUGAGCCUGUCAACGGGGAUGCGCUUCCGAUCCCCUUAACUGAUGACGAUGCAGGUCAGGAUGCUGGCCCUGACUUGUUUGAGAAAUCAAGAUCUUUUGAUUCUGGUGCUACAGAUGAUGGGCAACAAGGCGAGGAAGGUUCCGUGCUGUCGCGAAACGUCGAGGACGAUCCAGAGGAAUUACCCAUUGAGUUGAUUAGCUUAACAGAUAGAUUUGUCAACUCGUUGACCGCGAAAGUACACGCUUCUCCUCCCAACAUCGAACAAAUCUCGGACCUCUUCCAGGGCUUUUACGAGCGAGCAGAAUCGCACAUCGCAACGCACAUAUCGGCUCUCGCGUCUCGUAUACACCGUGACCCUUCUCCAUACCCUCCCGACCAACGCUCCCGUGCUAGUACCCAGACCAAAGCGAACAAGGAUGCGGGCAACACCCCCAGCCGGCAGAUGCUGACCGCGUCGGAAGUGGCGGAGAGGAGAGCGGCGCGGAAGCUUCUUGCUCAUAAACAGGUGGCUCUGGAGGAAGCUAUCGAACGGAGAGCCUGUGAGAGCAUAUAUAACAGGAUUUGGAGGCAUAAGAGCACCUUGGAUGAGGCGCGUGAUGAACAGCUACGCUCAAAGACGGCAGCCCUCCUUCUACUUGGAAUAAAUCUCAAGGAUCUCGGAAUCGACAUCGACAUCGCAGCCGUGGAUGAAGUCAAACAGAAAGAGACCGACGAAUGCCUGGCGGUGGCCCGGGAUUUUCUUGCGAGAAUGAACGAUGAGAAGUACCCCUUGGGAAAGCUACGCCACCUUGCAUCGGCGCACAAGGCGAUCGUUGACGCCUUGACCAAAUUGCUCCCAUCUUCGUCUUCGGCCGAUGAGAUCUUACCGACCUUGAUCUACUCCCUCGUUACGUGUCCCACCGAGGGAAUCAACAUCAUUAGCAACCUGUUCUUCAUACAGCGGUUCAGGUCGGCCAGUAAAGUCGACGGUGAAACAGCAUACUGCCUUACCAACCUCGAAGCGGCGAUCAGCUUCUUAGAAAAUGUCGAUCUAUCCGAGCUUCGCGCCGACGACAUGCAGGACGGACAAGCCAAAUCGCCAAACGACGUACCAAAGCCCCUUGAUCCGAAGAUGGCAAACAAGGAAACAACAACGGUUACCGUCACGCAGGUCGCGUCGUCGCCCGAGUUUUCGAAACCCGGCGGCACAGAGACAGCCGCAGAGACGCUCCCCCGGUCCCAGCUGUCUACAUCGAGCCAACGACGCCUGAAUAGCUUGUUCCAACCCCCGUCAAAGGUGCUCGGUGCCGCCAACGAUGCCGUCCGCAAUACCGCCGACCAGAGCAUAAAGAACAUCGGCGCAACCCUAGAUUCCAGCUUCAACUUCCUCUUCGGUCGUCUAAAAGAACUCCAAUCCAGCGACCUUCCUGGCAGCGACGGAAAAAACUCAGUAGUACCGAAGACGCUAGCCGACGCCCGACGCCUAAUCACAUCCCCAGCUACCGACCAAGAGAAUCAACCCCCCAAAGGACCCGCAGCGCCUCAGCUUAGACGGAUCGGAUCCAAAGCAGAAGACACCUUCCUGGGCCUAGUAGGCGGGCAACGAACACAGCGCGAUCGAAGCGCAGACAGCACCCGAACCCAAGGCUCCCGAAAAUCCAGCACCAUGCCACUUCCAACGAAGGACGAGCCAUCACCGAAUCCCUCAUCCCAAGCAUCCCCCACAGGCGCACCAAUCGCACAAACCCCGCUAGACUCAGUCCGCAAUUUCGGCAACACCCUCAACCCCCUCAACCACAUCCCAGGUAUGAUCCGCAGUUUCGGCCGCGCCACGCCUGAGCUUCCUGGAGGAGGAUCAGCCGCCUCUUCCCCCUCGGAGCGAGCCAAACCACCUCCCGCCUCGCGGGAAGUCUCCUCCUCCAGCCUCACCAGCCCACCCCGCAAACCAGACCCGCCCAUCCAGCGAUUCAUCCAAAUGCAGGAUUUCAACGAUCUCACGAUCCGGGACGUGGCUGUCCUCUUGGAAGAUUAUAAGAGGCUUGCAGCGGCGCUCCAAGAGCAGAGUGCGGGGCAGAAUCCCAAGUAGAAUGGGCGCUGCUGCUUGCGCUCUCAUUCGAAAUCUUUAUCCUCAAGCGCAUUUCCUCCCUUCCUGCUUAUUACUUCAAUUUCGGACAGGUGUUCUUGGGGCUGCUAUCUAGAGCAGUGGUUGGCGUUGGUAUUGGCAUCUAUGCAUUAUUGUUCUUCAUAUACCUCUUUGUUCAUACCAUUUGUCGAUGUGAUUCAUCGUGAUAUUUAAGUUUUGAGAGUUAGUUAAUGAGGACUAAUU